Messenger RNA from Brassica oleracea var. oleracea, 1635 nucleotides. Its product is annotated as probable pectinesterase/pectinesterase inhibitor 59. NCBI's taxonomy places the organism in Eukaryota, Viridiplantae, Streptophyta, Magnoliopsida, Brassicales, Brassicaceae. Gene Ontology annotation, biological process: cell wall modification. The record is from RefSeq and is a predicted model, not a curated record. Gene Ontology annotation, molecular function: pectinesterase activity; pectinesterase inhibitor activity.
AUGCAUGUGAUGAUGCACACAAUCUAUUUUCUAUCUCUAUAUUUAAUAUCAGUAUUGUUUCUCUGCCUUCAUCCUCUCACCAUUUUAGCCGACGGUAAUUCCACCACCGGCAUUGACAAGUGGUGCAACCAAACUCCUUAUCCUGAUCCAUGCAAAUGCUACUUCAAAAACCACAAUGGUUUCCGACUGCCGACAUAGCUAUCCGAGUUCCGAGUAAUGCUGGUGGAAGCAACCAUGGAUCGGGCUAUAUCCGCCCGGGACGAGCUUACUCGGUCAAGUGGGAACUGCACUGACUGCCGGAAGCAAGCCGUUUUUGCUGACUGCAUUAACUUAUAUGAAGACACGAUCGUGCAGCUAACUCGGACGCUAGCUGGCGUGGCUCCAAAAGCCGGUGCUGGAAAAAAGUGCACCGACUUUGACGCUCAGACGUGGCUGAGCACCGCACUUACAAACAUCGAGACUUGCCGACGCGGCUCUUCCGAUCUCAACGUCUCAGAUUUCAUUACACCGAUAGUUUCAAACACCAAAAUCUCCAAUUUAAUAAGCAACUGCUUAGCUCUCAAUGGAGCCCUCUUGCCCAUCGGUAACAAUGGUACCACCACUGCUGAUGGAAAGGACUUUCCGAUGUGGGUAUCCGGUAAAGAGAGGGGACUUCUACAGUUGCAAUCAGCGCGUGCUGUACGAGCUAACAUCGUGGUUGCCAAGGACGGGUCGGGUCAAGUCACGACGGUGCAAGCGGCUAUAGACGUGGCUGGACGGAGAAAGGUGAUGUCAAAGAGGUUUGUGAUAUACGUGAAGAGAGGAAUAUAUCAAGAAAACAUAAAUGUACGUCUCAAUAACGAUAACAUAAUGUUGGUCGGAGAUGGAAUGAGAUCCACCAUUAUCACCGGUGCUCGAAGUGUCAAAGGUGGUUACACCACUUACAAUUCCGCCACUGCCGGUAUUGAAGGACUUCACUUCAUAGCCAAAGGCCUAACAUUUCGGAACACGGCAGGACCUGCCAAGGGUCAGGCCGUGGCACUUCGGUCAUCCUCGGACCUCUCAAUCUUCUACAAAUGCUCAAUCGAAGGAUACCAAGACACAUUGAUGGUCCACUCGCAACGUCAAUUUUACCGGGAGUGCUACAUCUACGGAACCAUCGAUUUCAUAUUUGGAAAUGCAGCCGUAGUUUUUCAAAACUGUAUCAUUCUCCCUCGCCGGCCACUACAUGGUCAAUCCAAUGUCAUAACCGCGCAAGGUCGUGCUGAUCCAUUUCAGAACACAGGCAUCUCUAUCCAUAACUCAAGAAUCCUACCGGCUCCUGAUCUCAAACCGGUCCUCCGUACUGUUAAGACGUACAUGGGCCGGCCUUGGAUGAAGUACUCGUGCACCGUGGUACUCCAGACGUAUUUGGAUAGUGUUGUGAGUCCGUUCGGAUGGUCACCGUGGAUCGAAGGUUCCAUUUUCGGCUUAAACACGCUGUUCUAUGCGGAGUAUAAGAAUAGCGGACCAGCUUCCUCCACGCGGUGGCGUGUUCGUUGGAAUGGGUUUCAUGUGUUGAAAAGAGCUUCCGAUGCUUCUGCUUUCACCGUUGGAAGAUAUGCCGGUUCUGCGUGGCUGCCACGCACAGGCAUACCCUUCACUUCCGGCCUUUAA